AUGCCAAUAAGAGAAAUAGAAGGCAAUACUGAUAGAAUAGAUUCUGAAGAUGCCUUUUAUAGUGUUAUAGCUUCUAACUCCCAACAAUAUGACUUAGCAAUAAGUAUUCCCAAGAUAAGGGUUCGUGAAGAUAUAAUGAAUGAGUGGUUUAACAUAAAUAAAGGCUGUAAUUUGUCUCUAUUAGCUCUAAGAUUUAGAUUACUUUGUUUAAAGAUAUAUAUGGUACGCAAUGGUCCAAUUGUCCCCAAGAUUUUUUAUCAUGGGUCUACCUUCUCAUUUGAUUUAACAUAUCAAGAAUAUGAGAAACUAUUUUUAGAUGAUCUUGUAAUAGACUGUGAUGCAGAUUUAGUUGGCCAAUUAUUAUAUUUAGUGUGUGUGUUAUCUGAUCACCCCAAUAUAACAAGUGAGUGGAUAUCAUUUCUAACUAUCCAGUUAUUCUCAACCACAUAUUCACUAGAGGAUGAAAAAUCCAUUUGGUACAUGACUAUAUGUAAUAAGAGUAAUAGUGAAUUGUAUCCAUUACCAUUAGAAGAGAGAAAAUGGACUAAACAUGUUGAAGCACUGAGAAGAGAUGAUAUAUAUUUAACUCAUUCUAUAAUUAACACAUCUACAAUAUUAAAUCCAACUAAUGGAACUUUGGAUUUCUUUAUAAUAUCUUGUUUACAACUAUUAAUGGAUCCUUUAUAUAAUAAUAUAGAGAAUAUAUUUUGUAUAUACCCUAAAGAUACAGAGGUAUUUUCAAUAUGGCGUCUACCAAGUAACACUCCACUAAUAAGUAGAUGCUCACAAGUUUGGAGUGGACAACAUAUUGCCUACCGUUGCUUAACAUGUGGUACGAGUAGUUCAUCAUGUAUAUGUGUAGAGUGUUUUCAGAGUGGGAAUCAUGAAGGACAUGACUAUUAUAUAUAUAAGUCAGAUUAUGGUGGUUGUUGCGAUUGUGGUGAUGAACAAGCAUGGAACUCUGGUGGAUUUUGUACUCAUCACAAAGGAUCUGCUGACAUAAACAAACAUAAGGAAUUAGAUGACUUUAAUGAAUUGAAAAUAUCUAAAAAUAAACUCAGAGAAAUACUGAAGGGGCUCCUUCAUGGAAUUUUAUGUCAUGUAGUAUGCCUUUCAAGACUAUAUUGUACAACACCUCCAACAAAGGAAUUACUUUUGCCUUUUAAUGCAAAGUUAUAUUCACGUGCUUUAUCACAUAAUAUAGAUGAAAAUGAGAAUCACUUUUUGUUUGAAGAUCAAGAAUACAACCUGUUUGCAGAAAAUAUAGAAUCUGAUACUGCUCUUGAUAGUGAAUCUCUCAACAGAACUGAUACUACUAAUAAUAACCCAUCUCAUACUAGUGGAAGCAAUACUUUUGUUAUAUUGCAUCGUGAUAAAUAUAUUCAUAUGGAUGCAUACUUCUUUGAAUGGUUUAUCUAUUUAUGUGAAACAUACCCAACCAUAUUCCUUGAGCUCUUAGGAGAGUUAUUAGGUUCUCCUAUUCAUGAACUUUUGCUAAAUUAUGGAGAUGGAAGUGAGCCUAGAACAUCUAAACUGUUACAGCCAUUAAUAGAGCAACAGAGAGUUCACAGUCUUAUAAAAGAAUGGAAAGAUAUUCCAAAAUUACUUGCUUUAAUUCAUCCAUGUUGGAGACGUAACAAAGUAGAAAAUAUAACCGAGAAAAUAUUAGGAUGUAAAGAAGAGGGAAAAAUAAAUAAUAAUACAGAUAAUUGUGAUAGAAUAGAAGAUCAAGAUUAUUCUUUUGACACAGAUCACAAACUGGAUAUUAUUAUGGAAGAAGAAAGUCUUAAGACAAAUCCUUUGUCUUGUUCUGGUAAUAGUAAUUCUGAAAACAUUUCUAUUAAAAGAUUUGUAUCUUACUUCCCACUAUAUAAUAGAAAUAACUUGUCGUAUGAUACAAAUGCAUCAAUAUCAGAUAGCAAAGAAAUUUGCUCAAAUAUUGACGAAAGCAAAUUAAAUAAAAAAUUCAGCAUACCAUAUAAAGAUAUAGUUGAUCCAAUUAAUAAUAAAGCACAUGAAAAAUAUUCUAACUUAAAUGACAAUAUUAAAGAUAACAAAGAUGGAGAGGGACUAGAAAGGUUAUAUAUUAGAAAUAAGGAUCUUUUGAAUGAUAAGCUAACAUAUUUAGAUGCUUUCUGGGUAAAGUGGUCUCAAAAACUCCUUAAUACAGGUCAAUUAAGCUCUCUGAUAACUUAUAAGCAAGGAGACUUAACAGAUUUAUUAUUAAUGCUGAUGUUUGAUUUUAAUUUCAAAAGUUUUAUAUUUCCUAAAAUUUUUCUAAGGAAUUAUUGUGAGUUAGUUAAAAGACAAGAUAAAGCUCUAACAAGAAUAGCAGUUCAAUUAUUUACAAUAGAGAAGAUCUUGUGUAAUAUGGUUUUACAUGGAGAUUUGAUCAAGAUCCUUUUUGGGACAACUUUCCAAGUAUUACAAAGUUCAAUCAUAUCAUCUAAUGAAGUACCAAUUAACUUAAACAAUUUGAGUAAUAGAAAUACUCACAAUACAUAUUGUAGUCUGGAAUCUACCCGAGAUAGUGAAUCAAUUACUAGAGAAAGCCAGUUUCUUCUUAUGUUGAAUCCCAUAGAUCCUUCACUGACGAGGCGUAGAUACUCAUAUCCACUGCAUGACUCAAGAUAUAUAUUACACUCUACAGACCUACUUCUAUUCAUCAUAUUUAAUAUAGUAACUCCAGUAGUUCAGGAAGAGCUACUUAUAAAAGGAAUAAAAGGCGAGGAGAUAUUCCUUAAAAGUGAGCAACUUUACUUGGACUUCUGGCAUAGGGGAUGGUUGGCUUUAUUAAGAUUGUCCCAGUGUAUUAAUCCUCACAAAAGCCACUGCCAGAGUGCACUAGAUGAUUCUGUAUGGCAUUCUAGUAUCUUGUUUUGUUGUGAUAUUGUUUCAAGUGUCAAUGGAAUUAUACAAAUAAUUAAGUUUUUAAUUGAUAUACUAUGCAACAAUACAUCCCUGAAUAUUGAAAGUUUAAGAAGUAGUUUGAAUAAGUACAAGGAGCAAACAAAAGAAAUAUCUUUAGGAAUUUAUCGUAUAACAGUAAACUCAAUUCAGGCACUUUUGCAAUGGAUAUAUUUGGUAUCUGUUAAUGAAAAGUGGAAUGUUCACUACGAAUUUUACGAUAAUUUUUGCACUACUACUUUUCUCUCCAAUUUCUAUGAAUCUUCCAAAUUUGAUAAUGUUAAUUGUUUCGGGAAGUUUUCAUGGAAUUAUAAAUUUGGAUAUGAGAGUAAUCGAGAAAAUAAGAUAAUAGCAGUUAGUAAUCACUCAAUUAUUAAAGAUAAGGUAUCUAUACAUUUACCUUUGCAUCGAACUACACUUCAACUACUUUAUAUUUAUAUAGAAUAUAAUUACAAAAUAAGGCAAAAUAAUGAAGGUAAAUCCGACGAAUUAAAUGAUGAAGAGCAUCAAGAAGAUUUUGAAAGUACACAAAAAGAUUAUUUUAAGAAGUCAUGUAAUUCCGUAACUCCAUCUUCCUCUUCUUUAUUGAGUAUUGAAGAUUUUUUGAAAUCUAUUGGUAUAUUUAAUGAAAUAACUCUUUUAUGCAUAUUAGAACAUCCAAUACGUUCGUAUUGCUUUGCAUACCAAGCAUUCUGUAUGAGUAAUGUCUGGGUUAGAAAUGGACUAGCUCCAGUCAAUGAAGCUCAAUUUUAUAAAAAGACUUAUUGGGCCACUAUGUAUCUUAUUAGUGACUUAUUUAUUAUAAGAUUUAUACUAUGCUUUUUAACCUCUCAAGUAUCAAAAGAGAUAUUGCUAAAAUCCCUAUUACAACACUUUGAUAUCCAUGAAGAAGUAACUCCUAAUAACAAAGUAGCAUAUGAAGAGAAACUUGGGGACAGAACAGAAAUUCUAAAAAAUAUGAAUGAUAGUAUAUCAAAUUUUGAAUUACCUAACAAUACAAACAGGAGAUUUUGGCAAAUUUUUUGUGAUGAGAUAUCUCCAAAUCUCUUAUCUUGUGCAAAUUGUAUGUUGGAUAUAAUAGUGAAAUGCUGUACAAUAGACUUACCACUUUGCCUACCAUAUGAUAUGAUAUUUCUUAAAUAUGUACUUUUACAAUCAUUGAUGAAAGGUCCGAAAUCUCGCUCUGAAAUACAGGAAAGUUUAUCUUCUUACUCGAGUAACCUUAUUCACUCACUAGCAACAAGUCAUAUGGAGUAUAUAGAUGCUACUUUAAAUAAAUUUUGUGUAAGCAUAUCAGCUACGGAAACAAAGCCAUUACUCUAUCAAUUGCAACAGCCACUAGGCUGGAUGAUUUAUGAUCCAACAUUCCCAUUAGCCUCUUUCAAUGAUUUACUCAGUACAGAUGAAUUACUACUUGAGAAUAUCAGGAACUGGAAUUUGAAUGACACUAAACGGCGUAGAGUUGGCGAUUAUUCACUUGAUAGUCAAUCUAAAAGUAUUUGUUAUAACAAUAAGUCUGAACUAUCUACUUGUACAAGCUCUAACUCUAAUUAUCCUUCAUUUAUAAAAUUCCCAUUAAAAGUAGCAUACCUUCCUAAAAAGAAUUUUUUUUUAAUAAACAGAUACUUUGAGUUUUCAUCUUCAAGAAUAGUAAGGUCAACAUUGAUAAGUAUGAUAUUACAGUUACAGUGUGAAAUUUUUAAUUACUCUUAUAAGAAUACUAUAGUUGCAGAUGUUAGAAAUAUACAGUUAACAGCCCAUUUAUUAUUUAGACUGAUCAUUCUGGAGAUUGUACAAAAGUGCAUAUUAACAGAUUUUCAUAUAGAAAACUUUAUUGGUGAAGAUUUUCUUGAAAAAUUGUAUUCAUCCUUUUUUACACUUGGAAGAGUAGAAUAUGGUGAAGCUCAUUGCGACACUUUAAAUACAGAAAGAACACAUAAAAACUGUGAAGAUACACAAAAUAAAUACAAAAAGGUAGAUAUAAAUACAGAUACUCAAAGAUGUUCCAAUGAAGAUGAAUCUUUUAUAUUAGCAGGUAUAACAAAUGAAAUGUGCUAUCACAUCUAUAAAAUAUUUGCAAGUAAAAAACAAGAAUUACUUAAUUCAUGUUACACUAUAAAAAGUUUAAAUAUUUUUGAAUUAUCAAGGGAUAUAGAUAGCCUCGAAGAUAUUAAUAUAUUUGAACUUUUAUUAUACCAAUUUAAGUUAGAAGGAAUUUUUUUGGACUCAAAAAACCAUCCCAUCUCAACAUCCUCAUUUUGCAUGCUAGAUAUUUUGCUAGAAACUAUUUAUUCAACAAGAUUAGUCAGCUUCAGAAAUAAUUCAGUUUUAAUAAAAGCUCCUAAGUUUAUUACAGAGGAAAUGAGGAACCAUAUUCCAUUGGAAGCUUCAUUUUUCUUUGAAUGGAGUCUGACGAUAGCUAAAAGUUGCCAUCCCCGCAUAAAUCAGUAUAUUGAUAACUAUAUCAGAUCCACAUUUACUUUUGAUUAUAAUAUUGAUAAAAGCUCCGAAUUUAGUUCUAAAUCAAAGUCCAAAGUAUUUAUGAGGCAAGUGGCAAUUAUGAAUAAGUAUGCGCAAAAGCGACAGGAAUUCAUAAAUCUACAACCAUCUACCAUAUUAGAUGGAGACUUAAAAGACCAGAAUCUACAUAUUCAGGAUAUUGAACCUAGCAUUCAUAUUGAAGUUGAUCAAUCUAACAUUGCAGAUUCACCAUCUUGCGUGUUUUGCCACGAAAAAAUAACUUGUGAAAAUAAUAGUCAAAUCUUUACAUUUGCUUAUCUAGAUUUUCAGGGUCUUUCUGAAAGUCCAAGAAUACGUUUACAUCCAAAAACUGAUAUAAAUGAUUCCUUAUCAUCAAAUAUCAAAACAAAAUUAAUAAAACGUGAAAGGUCUUAUUCAAACCAGGGACACCCUAUAUCCUUAAACCUCUCUCCAUAUAGUGAAAAACCUUCCAGUUGCUCAGCCUUCAGUCCAAUUUCUUCUUAUAUAUCACUUUAUUUAACAACAUGUGGACAUCUUAUACACUGGAAUUGCAUAAGACAAUAUCAAAAACUUCAAAUACAACAAGAGAAGACUUUGGCUAAUUCGUCACAUAAUCAACCAGUUAUUAACCCUCCUGAAAAUGAUGUAAAUUUCUCAAAUUUUCCACUUUUACCUGAAACUCGAACUAUAAAACUAUCAGUCUUAAGGCAAAAUCAAAUAUCCUGUAAUGAGGCCACAAAUCAAGAUAAUGAAGAAACUCAAACAACACCCAAUGUAGAAAUAUGUGAAGGAUUAAAGGAUUCAACAAGUGCAUACCCGGAUUGCAUAAUCCAUACACUAUCUAGUGGUAAAGAUACUGAAAAUUGUACUAUCCAAUAUCAAGGGACAUACCACUACACCUAUUUACUAUGUCCAUAUUGUACAGUUCCAUCUAAUAUUGUAUUACCUGUUUUUUUACAAAAUGAUAGAAGAGAAGUCAAUCAAAGUAUUUUAUAUCAUACUCCUGGAAAUUUUGAAGUACUUGAAAGGUUACUAAAUUUGUUAAACGUAAACAAGGAUCUGAUCAAUAAUGAAAAUAAGACUUUUCCAAAUGUGUAUUGUACUAUAUCAUCUUCUACAGUCAUUCAGCAAUUACUACCACUAUUACAUUCAACUAGCUUAAUUCUGCCUUGUUAUAUAGUUUCUGAUAAAAUCAAAGUAGGUAAUUAUAUGUUAAAUAAUCCCUUAAGCUUAAUUUCUAAGCUUAUUAGUGAUAAUAUACUGAUUGAAUCGCAAAAUUUGUUUGUAAAUGGAUCUUCUAAAACAAAAAUGUACAGAAUAUUGAUAGAUAUGUUUCAAUACAUAUGCUUAACUAAUGGAAAUCUUAAGAUAUCUCUUCAAAAUUCCUUAAGAAAUACUUUGUUUAGUAAUAAAAGCAAAAUAGACGUAUGGGAAUUUGCUGCAUUACAAUCUCCAUCAUCACGAUUUCAAUUUGCUAUUGCCUCUAUUCUAUCUUUCGAAAAUGAUAUAGUUCCAAUUUUAACUUAUUUCCUAGUUAUAGAAAUAUUUUGUAUAAUUUGGACAUUCUGGAAUAAUGAUUGGUUUGAACUUGAUAUAAAUGAUACAAAUGAGGAACAAUUUGACGACCAUCUAAACAUCAAGAGUUUAAAUCCAAUUAUUGGAAUUAUAAAGAAACUUAAAAAACAUACUAACAAAAAAAAAAUUAAUCCAACUGAAGCUAAAGCCUUAAAUUUCUUUAUUAAUUUGAUAUAUGGAACAUCUUAUAAUCUUAAAUAUAAACAUUUGGAUUUAAGAAAAAAUGAAAAUUCAGAGGAAAAGUACAUAUAUUGCAUUGCAAAAGAGUGGAAAACUGUUAACAUAGCAACAACCCUAUAUGGUGCUUUGCCAAUACAACUUGAAAUGAAACCAAUAGAUGAACAGAAUCUAGAGAAAAGUGGAGAAUAUCAAAAUAACCUAUUUAUCUUGAAAAGUAAAACUACUGACUUUAAUUCAUCUGAAUAUCCAACAAUAGACUUAGAGUCACUUUUAGAUUCAGAUAUUGAUAAAAUAAAUUUAAAUAAAAUGGAAUUUGAAGGAAUAUCUAGUGAUUUAAUUAAUAAUAUUAAUUACUCAAGUAGUUUAAGUGAUAGUACAUCUUUUAACCAAAAAAAAGAUCUAAUAAGUGAUUUUGUUGAACAUAUCUCUAAAAGCAUUGGAACUGGUUUAAUUAAAAAUAUUAAGAGUCUUAAUGAAGUUGUUAAAUGUGGAAUUUUAAAAUGGAUGAGUUGUAUUACAACCUUUUUAAGUAUACUCAAAAACAGAGAAAACGUUUCAGAUAAGUGUUCAAAUAUAUUACAAAAUUUAAUAUGGAGAAUUUCAGAAAUUUUGGGAAAUAAUGAUAUUAGAGAACUUUGGAAUGAAUUAAUUAAUCUUGAGAGCGUUCAUAACUCUAAAAUAUAUGCUGAGAUUUUACAAAAAAUACCAUUUUUUAAACUGAUUACUACUUACAAUAACUUUAUACCAAUGACAUAUCUAGAUAUCACGACAGAUAAUUCAAUUCCUAAAGACUCAUGCUUAUACAAACAUCCACUUGUGAGUCAUAUGAAUUCAUCUUCAUUCGAGACACUACUAGAGUUUAUUAAAAAGAUUAAUAAAGAAUACUAUCAAUAUACUAUGUUAUAUUGGAAAAUACAGGAUUAUUCAAUAAUAAUAUCUCAAUAUUAUCAAUUUACACUAUUACCUCCGAGAGUAUACCAUUCCUUAUAUAAUAAACUAAUAUCAAAUCCUACUUUACACUGGAAAAGUUUAGAUUUAACUAACACACACCAGCUUAUUAUAUGCCUUACUUGUGGAGCUACUUUAUGUACAGAAAAUCGUUGUUGCAAUGAAUCUGAAGUAACAACUUUAAUAACUUCAUCAAUAUUCAAGUGUCAUUACUAUUACCCAGCAAGUAACUCUGAUAAUAAUGAUCCUGACUACAUUCUUCCAUACUCAAUUCCCUCUGGAUCAAGCCUAAUCAUGUCUAAUACACCUAUACCAAUUAGAGAUCAUAUAGCACAUUGUGGAAGAGGUCUAUCAUUUUUUUUGCAUAUUCCUUCAUCUCUAGUAUUAGCUCUAAGGCUUGAUAUAGCAAGUACUAAAUGUCUAUUUACUAGCUUUCUUGGCUGGGAUAGUGAGAAACUAAUAUCUGGUGGGAGAGUUUCUUAUAUGUCUACUUUAUAUGUUGAUGAAUAUGGCGAAGAAGAUAAGAAUCUUGCUAGAGGAAAGCCCUUAUACUUAUGCCCCCAUAGAUGGACGAAACUACAGAAUAUUCAGUAUAGACAUUCAGUUAGAAGAAAUACAAAACUUACUUGGAAUAUAUUACAAUCAUUUGAUAUUAUUUCAAGUGAACACUAA
This is a messenger RNA of Cryptosporidium muris RN66, 8763 nucleotides long. RefSeq lists its product as uncharacterized. Bases 1 to 8763 code for a protein of 2920 amino acids. Gene Ontology annotation, molecular function: ubiquitin protein ligase activity; zinc ion binding. Gene Ontology annotation, biological process: protein ubiquitination; ubiquitin-dependent protein catabolic process via the N-end rule pathway. The transcript has 2 exons. Gene Ontology annotation, cellular component: cytoplasm; ubiquitin ligase complex. NCBI's taxonomy places the organism in Eukaryota, Apicomplexa, Conoidasida, Eucoccidiorida, Cryptosporidiidae. The record is from RefSeq and is a predicted model, not a curated record.